GUCCAAUCAAAUGAAUGGUAGGUACGGUACCCCCAUUUUUUAGGAGGGUAUCGGAGUUGUCACCCCAAAUUAUUUGUCUACUCAUGGUUAUAUGAAUUAGAAGUAGAUGAGUAAUCUGAUUAGAAGGAUAGUGAUUCCCAUUUGUGAUGUCCAUAAUAAAACAGUCUUAUUUUACUAUGUAUGAUCAUUAUUUCUUAUACAUAAUGUACAAUUCAUGGAUAAGGAAAAGUUCAAUUCCUUAGCAGGGAACAAACUUCCAACGUUGAUUAUCGCCGCCAUUCCAUUCCCACACUCCGAUGAUCGUGCCACCAUGUACCCCACUGGACUCUUUGACGCAGCCGAAUGCAUCCAUGUUCAGCCGCACGUUAUUCUGCAAUCUGAUCGCUUUAUACUCUUCCUCCCCCGCCGCAGUCCACAACAUGGAUCCAUCAAGAAGCGCACCACGGUCAUACCGCAUAAGCUCCACCCGUUGACCGGCGCCAAAGGGGUGCUUGAGUGCUCUACCGCUGCCUUUGUUGAUCAGGAAAAAGCUGGGAAAACCGUUUUCAUCUUUGAUAUGGACGCUAAGGCUGUCAUCUCGGACCCAACCCUGGCGGGGGUCCGUCGGGUCAACGGGGGCGAGAAUAACAGUGCCCUCGUGAUCAGCGAGGGCGUAGCCGGAGUCAACCUUGCAGUGCACGCGAUAUAUUUUGGGCUUUGGUUGAAUAUCAACCGAGCCAUGACGGUCAGGCUGGUCAUGGUGAUAGUAGUGGUGGUGGUGAUGAUAAUGAUGUUGGGAAUGGUCCACAGCCUUAGGUUGGUCGUCGUCCAUUAUAGGUAUAGAUUUCAUUUCAAAAAUCCUACCUAGAGUUGAAGUAUGAUUUUAUACCGAG
This is a messenger RNA of Cuscuta epithymum, 872 nucleotides long. Lineage: Eukaryota; Viridiplantae; Streptophyta; Magnoliopsida; Solanales; Convolvulaceae. The record is from the annotation of a GenBank genome assembly.